AUGUCGCAUGGACAUUCGCAUGGUGGUGGUUGCGGACACGAAGCUUUGGGAAUUGAAAAUGAACUGGAAAUAGGUAUACACUACAGCUUAUACGAGAAAAUUGAUAUGCACAAUGUAGAAUGCUUGAACGAGGAGCUGGAAGGAUCCGGAAAAACUGUAUUCAAGCCGUAUAAUGAACGUUUGAGCCAUGACAAGUUCGUAAAAAGCGAUGCUGAUGAGGAGCUGUUAUUUAACAUACCAUUCACCGGUAAUGUGAAACUAAAAGGAAUCAUCAUCAUAGGGGCGGAUGAUGAAUCACAUCCAAAGAAAAUGCGUCUGUUCAAGAAUCGCCCUAAAAUGACCUUCGACGAUACGGCUGCAACAGCCGAUCAAGAAUUUGCAUUGGAGAGGGAUGCAAAUGGUGUGAUAGAAUAUUCUACGAAAGUAGUAACAUUUGCAAACGUGCAUCACCUUUCAUUACAUAUUCCUACCAAUUAUGGAAGCGAUAGUACCACCGUUUAUUACAUAGGACUGAAGGGAGAAUUUAGUGAAGCACAUCAUCACGGUGUUACAAUUUGCACUUACGAGGCACGUCCCAACGUUUCGGAUCACAAAAAUGAUGUGUUUGAUUCCGUUAAUCAUCAAAUUCAAUAA
Anopheles marshallii is the source of this 633-nucleotide messenger RNA. RefSeq names its product PITH domain-containing protein GA19395. The transcript has 3 exons. Bases 1 to 633 code for a protein of 210 amino acids. Gene Ontology annotation, cellular component: nucleus. Lineage: Eukaryota; Metazoa; Arthropoda; Insecta; Diptera; Culicidae. The record is from RefSeq and is a predicted model, not a curated record.